ACCAUGUCCCGCUAAUUACACGUGUUUGCCGAAUGCGGGACCGAACCCUAACUAUGGUUACACUAACUUUGACAACAUUGGAUGGGCAUUAGUAAUGUCCUUUCAGCUUCUUACAAUGGACUACUGGGAAAACUUGUAUAAUAAGAUGAUUGCUGCUGUAGGCGCUGGAUAUGUGUUCUAUUUCAUAUGUGCGAUAUUCUUCUGCUCGUUUUAUCUGCUCAAUCUUGUGCUUGCCAUUGUGGCGUUAUCGUACGAACAAGAGAUAAGAGCCGUAGUCCACGAGUCCGUACAAAGACGACGCGAGAAAAAAAGCGCAGUAUCAUAUCCUGCAGACGAAGAGACACUACGAACGCUGCGUCCACUUAACACCACCGUUGGUGCUCAAAUACUAGGUAUCAAGGCAAUCAGACGAGAAAUAGCUUAUCAAAUCAAACAAGCACAGAAAUCUAAUAUACAACGAAAAGAAUCGAUUUUCAAGAAAAUAGGAAGCAAGAACACUUUUAAAGAUGUCUUAGAUGAAAAAUUAAAGAACGAUUUAUUCACGCAAGACAUGCGCUGCUGGCCUCGAUUUCAGAGGAUUCUGUUGAGCGCAGUUGAUCACCCGUUAUUUGAACUGGCUGUAAACGGGUUUAUACUGGCUAAUACUGUAGUACUGGCGCUUUAUCAUUAUGGUAUCAAUGAUGGAUUUAAAUACGUAUUAGAUAUAUUGAAUUUGGUUUUCACAGCGAUAUUUCUACUAGAGAUGGUAGUAAAGUUGAUGGCGUUGGGUACAGUUGAUUAUUUACAGAGCAGAUGGAAUCUUUUCGAUGGUUUAAUUGUAGUUAUGAGUUUAAUAGACACUACAUUUGAAUUAGCAAAGUUCCGCGAAUCAGCAGGGACAAGCAUAUUUAGGACAUUUCGCUUAGUUCGUAUAAUGAAAUUAGCUCAGUCUUGGAAGACUAUGGGAAAACUACUUGCUACAAUAGCGAACAGUGUGGGACCCAUCGGCAAUAUCACUCUUAUCCUCGUCCUUAUAAUCUACAUCUUUGCCGUUAUGGGAGUUAAAGUUUUUGGUUCCUCGUACACGGAGGAGGUUUUCCCUGACGGUAUUCCAMGAUGGAAUUUCAAAGACUUUUGGCACUCCUUUAUGGUAGUUUUUCGAAUUUUAUGUGGAGAAUGGAUYGAGCCGYUGUGGGAUUGCAUGAAAGCAACGAAUCCUGGAGCGAUUGUGUUUUUCAUACUUUCAUUCGUCAUUGGCAAUUUUAUAGUUUUAAAUCUCUUCCUCGCUUUGCUUCUAAAUGCCUUUGAUAGUGAGGACGAGGAAGAAGAUGAAGACGAAGACGAAGAUGGUGAAGACAAAGAGCCAUUCCGUGACUGGUUGAAGCGAAAACUCUUCACGACAAGGCGCUGGAUCGUCCCACUUAAAAACAACGUCCCUCAGUCCACAGCAAAUGGGUCGGCAACUAACCAAAUUCAAACACCAGGAAAAAGCACAGUAGUAAAAGCAACCAAACCAUUGCCUCGUCGUGACUUGGAGUCCCCUACAGAUGCAGGAAGUAACGCAACGUUAGCAAGCUUAGCCGCAGGAAUUGGCGGUAACAGGAAGAAUCGACCUGUAGGAGAAAUUGUCAUMACCGAAUGCUUUCCGGAGUUCCUGAUGGCUCCCUUUGAUUGCUUACCCUUGACAUGUUAUUGGUGGCUUCGACUUCGAGCACGAGUGCGUUUCAUUGUGGAACAUCGAUUCUUUGAAUGGUUUAUUUUAUCGCUGGUUUUUAUAAGCAGCUUUGUUCUGGUUUUUGAAGACGUUCACCUCAAAGACAACCCAAAGCUUGCUUACAUACUCGACACACUGAACUACAUGUUUGCCAUUAUUUUUGCCAUCGAGUUCGUUCUCAAGAUCACUGGACUUGGGAUUGUAGAGUUCUUCUCGUCAUUCUGGAAUUUCCUGGAUGCGUUCAUUGUAGCAAUUUCUGUAGCUUGCAUAGUUGAAGAUAAGGAACUUGCAGUGUUUAGGUCAUUGAGGACUGUACGAGCAUUACGUCCAUUGAGAGCUGUCUCAAGACUGGAAGGCAUGAAGGUUGUUGUAAAUGCGCUUUUCGCAGCCAUUCCUGGAAUCGCCAACGUGCUWCUUGUAUCGUUACUGUUCUGGUUGAUUUUCUCAAUCCUUGGUGUCCAGUUAUUUGCCGGCAAGUUCUUCAAGUGUCUGGACGAAGAUGGCAACCGUUUGCCAAUAUUAGAAAUCAACAAUAAAUCUGAUUGCCUCGCGCAUGCAGAUGAUGGAUAUCGGUGGGAGAAYUCGAAAAUUAACUUUGAUAAUGUCAUCAAUGGUUUUUUAGCRCUUUUUCAAGUGGCAACCUUUGAAGGCUGGAUGGAGGUCAUGGAUGACGCAGUGGACACAAGAGGGCAUGACAUGCAGCCAUCAGACGAGAGUAACUUCAGUGGGUACACCUACUUUGUCAUCUUCAUCAUCAUUGGAGCAUUUUUUGUACUCAAUUUGUUCGUCGGUGUCAUCAUUGAUAAUUUCAAUACGCUUAAACGAAAGUAUGAUGAAUUAAGUGGYAUGGGCAUGYUGCUAACUGACAGUCAACGGAAAUGGGUGGACAUGCUAAAAGAGGCUGCAAAACGAAAAGCUCCUGUUCAGGCCAUCAGACCGCAGGAUUGCCUAAGAGGUCGUCUAUUUGAUGCAGUGACCAGUACAGUAUUCGAGAUUGUUUUGCUUGGUGUCAUCAUUUGUAAUAUGAUUAUCAUGAUGUUCCAGCACUAUGAUCAGUCGGAGCAGUUCAGCGAAGUUAUGAAUAUCCUUUACAWAAACCAWWKAAUGAUUGUUCCAUAUYUUAAUACGUAUAUUUUGUCAUCAAUAAACUGUCUUUGCAAAUGUGGGUGCUCUUUCUGCUGUGAAGGUUUUGCGCAUGCGCUGGAGGAUACAAAAAUGGGUCAACCAAUAGUAUCGAGCGUACUACUUUUAUAUGGCACUUGUAUGGUCACUGUCAUGGAAUCCCAAGCUCUGACAACAAACGAAAUCAUAGCAGACCUCGAAAAUUUACAACAGAAAGCCGACCAUUUUUGGAACUUUGAAGAACAGCCUUUCAAGGACGAAAAAACAGACAAUCAGAUAUCGAUAACAGGAAAUCUGACAACCACUUUAUCGCCCAUUGGCGACCAAGCCAUUUCUAUUCGAGAUUCCAAGUCAAGAGUUGAUUUAAACAUUACGCUUGGUAAUAUGUCGUGCCUGCAAGAYCCAUUUACAUGUUCCAGCGGUCUCACAGUAGCUAUGGUGAUUAAAAUUGGUGAUGGUUUUUCAAACAAUGAGAUUUUUGGACCUUGUGGAGUUGUAGGAGGUAUAAAAGUCGAGACUUCACUCUUUCAUUUGUUCAUGAAAUGA
Exaiptasia diaphana is the source of this 3361-nucleotide messenger RNA. RefSeq names its product sodium channel protein 60E. Gene Ontology annotation, molecular function: voltage-gated sodium channel activity. The annotation marks the transcript as partial. Gene Ontology annotation, biological process: membrane depolarization during action potential; neuronal action potential; sodium ion transmembrane transport. Gene Ontology annotation, cellular component: plasma membrane; voltage-gated sodium channel complex. The record is from RefSeq and is a predicted model, not a curated record. The transcript is spliced from 17 exons. Lineage: Eukaryota; Metazoa; Cnidaria; Anthozoa; Actiniaria; Aiptasiidae.